This is a messenger RNA of Chanos chanos (milkfish), 315 nucleotides long. It is a transcript of the gene fez1, whose product is annotated as fasciculation and elongation protein zeta 1 (zygin I). Bases 1 to 315 code for a protein of 104 amino acids. NCBI's taxonomy places the organism in Eukaryota, Metazoa, Chordata, Actinopteri, Gonorynchiformes, Chanidae. The transcript has a single exon. Gene Ontology annotation, cellular component: axon; cytoplasm. The record is from RefSeq and is a predicted model, not a curated record.
AUGGAGGCCCCGCUGGUGUGUUUGGACGAGGAGUUUGAGGACCUGAAGCCGUGCAGAGUGGAGGACUCGGAACCCGCUCCGCGUCGGCCCUACGGCACGGUUCCCCUGGCCACCCUGGGCCGAGAGGACUUCUCAGAGCUGGAGAACUUCUCAGAGAUGAUGAGCUUCAAGUCCAUGGAGGAUCUGGUGAACGAGUUUGACGAGAAGCUGAACGUUUGCUUCCACAACUACAACACCAAAACGGAAGGUCUGGCCCCCGUCCGCGAUCAGUCUCACGCCGAGGAAGACGAGGAGAGGCUGCAGGAUGAAGAGUGA